AUGGCGACUCCGACCCGCUGCCGGGGCGAGUACCCGUACACGCGGGGCAUCCAGCCGACGAUGUAUCGCGGUCGGCUCUGGACGAUGCGGCAAUAUGCGGGGCAAGAGGACGCUGAGUCGUCGAACCGCCGCUAUCGAUUCCUGCUUGAUCAGGGCCAGACAGGACUAUCGGUUGCAUUCGACCUGCCAACGCAGAUUGGCUACGACUCCGAUGCGUCGAUGGCGGAAGGCGAAGUGGGCAAGGUCGGUGUGGCGAUCGACUCGAUCGACGAUAUGCGCACUCUGUUCGACCAGAUUCCGCUUGAUCGCGUGACGACGUCGAUGACGAUUAAUUCUACCGCGAACAUCCUGCUCUCGCUCUACGCCGCAGUGGCCGAGGAACAGGGUGUGGGCCGCGACAAGAUAGGCGGCACGGUCCAGAACGACAUCCUCAAGGAAUAUAUCGCGCGCGGGACGUACAUCUAUCCGCCCAAGCCGUCGAUGCGGCUGAUCACGGACAGCUUUGAGUACUGCACCCGUGAGGUGCCGCGCUGGAACACGAUCUCGAUCUCGGGCUAUCACAUGCGUGAGGCCGGCUGCACCGCGGCUCAGGAGAUCGGCUUCACGCUGGCCAACGCCAUCGCCUACGUCGAAGCGGCGCUGGAACAGGGCAUGGCCUUCGACAGCUUUGGCCCGCGACUCUCCUUCUUCUUUGCCUGUCACAGCAACUUCCUCGAGGAGAUCGGCAAGUUCCGCGCGGCGCGGCGUCUGUGGGGCAGCAUUGCCCGCGAGCGCUUCGGCUCUCAGAACGAGCGCGCGCAGAUGCUGCGCUUUCACACGCAGACGGGCGGCGUCACGCUGACCGCUCAGCAGCCCGACAACAAUGUCGUCCGCACCACGCUCCAGGCGUUGGCUGCGGUGCUCGGCGGGACGCAAUCGCUGCACACCAAUUCGCUUGAUGAGGCGCUCGGCUUGCCGUCGGAGCACGCGGUCGAGAUUGCACUGCGCACGCAGCAGGUGAUUGGCUACGAGUCGGGCGUCGCCGAUGUGAUCGAUCCGCUCGGCGGCUCGUACUACAUCGAACAGACCACCAACGAGCUUGAGGCUGAGGCGCGCAACUACAUCGACCAGAUCGACGCCCUCGGCGGCGCCGUCUCGGCGAUUGAGCAGGGCUAUCAGCAGGCUGAGAUCCUCGAGGCUGCGUCCAGCUUCCAGCGCGAAGUCGAAACCGAGACCGAUUCAGGCCGCGCGGGCGACAAGACGGCCGGCAAGCGUGGACGCGUGAUCGUCGGCGUCAACCGGUUCGAGACGGAUGAGGAUUCGGACGUUGAGAUCGUCCGCGUCGACCCGACGGUCCGCGAACGGCAGAUAGAGAAGCUCGAGCGUCUGCGUGACGGUCGUGAUGCGUCUGCCGUGUCGGCCGUCCUCGAUGCGAUUCAGCAGGCUGCGGACACGGACGAGAACCUGGUGCCGCUGAUGAUGGACGCGGUCAAGCAGUCGGCGACGCUGGGCGAAAUCUCCGAUGCUCUACGAAGGGUCUGGGGCGAGUACCGCGAACGGAUCGUCGUUUAG
Molecule: messenger RNA, 1551 nt
Organism: Geodia barretti
Lineage: Eukaryota; Metazoa; Porifera; Demospongiae; Tetractinellida; Geodiidae
Source: the annotation of a GenBank genome assembly